This is a messenger RNA of Syngnathus typhle (broad-nosed pipefish), 3644 nucleotides long. RefSeq lists its product as uncharacterized. The record is from RefSeq and is a predicted model, not a curated record. The coding region runs from base 1090 to 3018 and encodes 642 amino acids. The transcript is spliced from 2 exons. Lineage: Eukaryota; Metazoa; Chordata; Actinopteri; Syngnathiformes; Syngnathidae.
CUGUUAGAUAAAUUGUAUAUAUAUGUUAUCAUGCGUUCCCUAAUGAGUACUUAUUAAUAAGUUAUUGCGCAGAAUGCUUGCUGUUUCGCCUUGCAGACGUCCACCAGUCCACAACAAGUCAUACGAUGCUGUCUGGGGCUUCCUGACCUUCUACACCUCUGGGAAUCCAAGAAAGUUGCUGAUAGCUCAAUCUACUCUGUUGAUGUCUGCACAUGGCAUUCUGUCCUUGCACUCCUUUCCCAUGGCGUCCUGUCUGUAACUACUUGUUUAUGUCCUUGCGCUCCUUUAUUUUCUCAUGACGUCUUGUGAGCACUUGUUUUACAUAGCAUACAUAGCAUUUUGUCCUUGCGCUCUUUUUAUUUCUCAUGAGACUAGGCCAUGCUUUCCCCCCCACCUGUUAGGGGCUAGUCUCACAUUGUAGGCAGGGCAUCCCAAAAUAAAAAGAGCGAGGGGUGUGACAGAUCUUUAGUGUAUUUUGGACUGCUGUAAGUCUGGUUGCACUCCUCGCGAGAAAAGACUCAACAUUCUGCCUCACUGGUUUUGUCUGCUGAUCCUUUUGCUGAUUUUGAACCUGACAGAUUUUUGGGGGCUCGUCCGGGAUCUCAAUAGACCUACUUCGGGUUCCGGCUGACUUUUCGACGCAGGGCAAGUCCUUGGCCAAGGCAUAUAAAGGAAACCCUUUUCACGGGGCUGACUCGAUCAGUCAGCUGGACGCCGGAGUGGUUGACGAGAUCGUCCGAGGGAAAGGCCCAGCGGACUGAAGACCCCAAAGUGGUACCGGGAGACUGGGUUUUGAUCAGGAGUAUCAAGAGGAGGAAUUGGCAUUCACCCAAGUGGGAAGGUCCCUUUUUGGUACUACUCACGACACCUAAUGCUUUAAAAAUAGCCGAACGCAACACGUGGAUUCAUUUAACUCAUUGUAAAAAAGUGAUCUCCGCAGACCCAACCUAAGUACGGAAGGUGAGCAAAGUCUGGUAAUAGUGCCUGAUCCUGGUGCCAAGAUCCAGGGUUGACACGAAAGCUAGCAGAAGCCGAUUUCCGAGACACCAACCCGAAGCUCAGGGUGUUGACUCUGGGGAGAUCCAAAACAUGAGCAUUAGAGAGUCAUUUGGUGAGUGCUUUAAUCGGGCUGUAGCCUGCGCGAAGUCUACCAUGUGCUUUUGGUUGUUUUUGCUGGUUUGUGUUACCAUUAUAUUUUUUUCAGGGGUUACUUUAUCUGGAGGGAUAGAGUACCAUGAGCCUCGCACAUUAUUCUCUCAGGCGACUGCUAACGCUAAUUCUAGUCGAUGUGGCUCAUGGGGAGAACUUGCUAGACAUAAGCGCGACACUAAAUCCCCUUUUGGUCAUGUUGUUUGUGUUCCAGGAGCCGUCCGUGUUCCAACCUGUGUACCAUGGCUUUUGUCUUGGGCUUAUAAUAACUCAUUAAUGUUUACUGUGGCUCCUAACACAUCUUCUUCUAUUAUUUUACCUUUGAAAAGUUUGAAAGGGUUUCGUAAUGGUCGCCCCACUACUGGAGAUAGAUGGCUCGGGUAUUGGUGGUAUUUAACUGGCCACCCGGUUAACACCGGCUGGGGCACCCUUGUCACCACGCAAAUGCGAGGGUAUUGGCCCUCUGGUUCCAGUGACGAGGCUGUGUUCUUUGCUAAACGAGUGACUUUGAUAAAUCGGGGCACAAGCCUCCUUUUGACUCUUACACUCCCUGACGGUCAUAUUCGUCCUCCAAAUGCCACCUUGUUUAACACUUCUUGUUGGGGUUUUCAACUGUGGGCUUGGUCCUCUGGAACCGAUCCUCGCUUUCCUAUUGCUAUUUGCCUUAAUAGAACAAUGUCGGUCGCAGACCGUCCCGUUACAAAUAAAUACACCUUGUCAGCGGGAGCAAAAAUCACAAGUACGCUCCUCACUGAUGUAGACAGCUAUUUUGUGGCCUCCACAGGGAUAAGCGGUCAUACUAACAACUGGCUUCUUAUGGCUGAGCAGGCCGCAAAGAUGGCUGGCGCUAGUUGCAUUGCAUGCAUGGGUCCCAGACCUCUUUUGAAAAUCAUACCUGCAAAUAUAGGCCCUAAGUGUGCUGUCGUUUUGAUGUUAGACUCGUCCAUUUCACCCACUCACGAUUGUUUUAGAUGGGAUACGGUUUACCCUGUUGCCCCUAUGACAAAGCAUAAACCCCUUUUUUCGUCUGUUGUAGCUAAGGGUAAUUUUACAUGCAUUAGAUUACCUGGUACCGGUGUGAUGCUCGGCGCCCUACCUGCUCCGUGGUGUGGGUCCGUGACCAAGGUCACGGCCCCUUUUUUGCCCAUUGGUGUUCCUAGGGGAGUGCCGGAUGAGUAUAAGCUGGUGAAUCAGAUAGCAGCUGGUUUUGAAUCCGCCCUGUGUUGGUGGUGUACUCUUAACAAAAAUGUUGACAGGAUUAACUACGUCCAUUACAACGUGCAGAGGCUUGGAAACUGGACCGAGGCGGGUUUCAAGGCGGUCCACUCCCAACUGGCCGCUACUUCCCUCAUGGCUUUCCAGAAUCGAAUGGCCCUUGACAUGCUACUCUCAAGAGAGGGCGGUGUCUGCGCCAUGUUCGGUGAGCAAUGUUGCACUUUUAUUCCAAAUAACACUGCGGCCGACGGAAGCCUGUCCCAGGCCCUUGAGGGCCUGCGGGCCUUGAACGGGAAGAUGAAGGAGCACAGUGGAGUGAACACGGAGGUUUGGGCCAACUGGUUGAACGUGUUCGGAAAGUACCGCACCCUGGUUUCCUCUGCCCUGGUCUCCGUUGCCGUUUUCUCUGCCAUUUUGACCUUGUGUGGAUGUUGUUGCAUCCCUUGUCUCCGAUCCCUAUUUAACAGGCUAAUUACGGCUGCUAUCUCUCCACCAGCUGAGACUUUCCCGUUGCUCCUAAGGGAUGACCUUUCGGUCGACGGGGGUUCCUUCUCUAUUGACGACCCGGUCAGCGAAUCUGUUGUGGUAAACUUGUCCGAUUUGUUUUCUGACCCGGGCUUUGCCGAUUGUGACUCAGUUUCCUCCCGUGUGUAAGUUGGUUCCUGCGAAAUGUGAUCCCUGUGGCUGAAAAUCUUUUUGAAGUGGCCAUAUGGGUGAUGGGUUGGUCUCCGGGGACUUAUGAUAAACAGGGGGGAAUUGUUAGAUAAAUUGUAUAUAUAUGUUAUCAUGCGUUCCCUAAUGAGUACUUAUUAAUAAGUUAUUGCGCAGAAUGCUUGCUGUUUCGCCUUGCAGACGUCCACCAGUCCACAACAAGUCAUACGAUGCUGUCUGGGGCUUCCUGACCUUCUACACCUCUGGGAAUCCAAGAAAGUUGCUGAUAGCUCAAUCUACUCUGUUGAUGUCUGCACAUGGCAUUCUGUCCUUGCACUCCUUUCCCAUGGCGUCCUGUCUGUAACUACUUGUUUAUGUCCUUGCGCUCCUUUAUUUUCUCAUGACGUCUUGUGAGCACUUGUUUUACAUAGCAUACAUAGCAUUUUGUCCUUGCGCUCUUUUUAUUUCUCAUGAGACUAGGCCAUGCUUUCCCCCCCACCUGUUAGGGGCUAGUCUCACAUUGUAGGCAGGGCAUCCCAAAAUAAAAAGAGCGAGGGGUGUGACAGAUCUUUAGUGUAUUUUGGACUGCUGUAAGUCUGGUUGCACUCCUCGCGAGAAAAGACUCAACA